AUGAAAGUCUUGACGCCUCUAGCGGCUCGUGGGCCCCCGCUCGAGUCCAAAGCGGUUGAGGUGCAAAGUGCGGAAUCUCAAACUGGACCACGCCCAGCCCGACGACCACUCGCAGGCGAUCCUGGGACAGAAGACGACCAAGACGAGCAAGAAGAUACAGACGUUCAUUCUGAGCAUUUCCAACGCGCCCGACGAGCCAGAAAGCCACGUCCUCUGUCUCUGCCAGUGUUAGACGGGCCUGCUGAUCGACUAAAGCGCGUAUUUAAACGUUCUAGUCUUGUAAUACUCUCCAAGCACGCACAAGACUCUCCAGACGUCCCAGACGCUAUCCACGACGAGGGCGAGGGCCCAUCAAACGACGCCAGGUCUGUAAACACGAUGGAUCGCCGACGAACAGCAAUGGGACCACGCGCUCCAAUGUCCCAGACGGCAAAUGCAGCUCACAGCAGCGACGAACGUAGCCAGGCUUUCGAGUCCAUCUUUGGACGGCCGUCUGCCGCUCACCGAGACAUGCAGCCGUAUGGCCAGCAGCAAGCCCGGCCGUCUCCUGUAAACUCUGGACCUCCAUAUCAGCAUUAUCCUCAGCAGACAUACCAGCCGCGCCAUCUCCAGCCUCAGCAGCCACAGUAUGCGCGCUCAAUCCGCACAAACGAACCAGCAUACAGUCACCAAUACACCCAGCAGCGUUCAAACUACCAACCGUCGUAUACAGCCGCUGGUGCUGGUGUCAUUACGUCUCCCCCACCACCUCCCUCGGACCCCUCUCUCGACUUUUUCAUUAGCCAAGGAAUGACCCCCGCCCAGGCCUACCAGGCACACGUCAACAAUCAACAGCGAACGGGUCUUCCUCCGGGCGCUCAUCCACCUUCUACGCAUCCCAACACGACAACGAGGUAUGCAAGCUCCCAGGUCUCGCUCAACUCUGCAACACCCCCACGGCUAGACAGCCUCGGCCUACAACCCGAUGGCGGGAAACUGAGUUUGGAUUUCGAAAGCAACAAAACAAACCUCGAUUCUACAAAUCGGGUUCAAGCCUAUCCAGGGUCGAUGCCGGACGAAGCUGAGGGGGAUAGUGAAUUGCCGUGGGUAAACUCUGGACAAAGAACACCGACUAGCGCACUCCAAGGCACUCAGUCAACUUCUCAAGCUGGAAGUUCUUAUGCAUACGGCUCUUCGAAUUCACGAAGCACAUCAAGUUCAAUUGACAUUCGAGAUCAACGGACCAUAGCUCCGCCGAAACUCAGUUUGGAUUUCGGCAGCCCUCCUUCGUUUGCACCAAACAACCUCAACGACUAUACUGCCGAGGGGCGCCCUUCAGUCGACUCUGUCCUCACUGCGGGUCCAUCUAUGAAUUCCAGCAACGGGCAGUACACGCCUCAAUCCGAGUCUACCUCGGCCCCAUCUUCGUACGCGCGUAGAUCACUACCAUCAGACGGAACACGAAUUCGCACCCCGCUCUCGCAACUCACCUUUUCCCAAACAAAUAGCAAUACCUCUCUCACCGGCCCUCCAACUCCAGCUUCCAAUACUUCUAUCACCGCCCGGCGGACACGCCGAGCGCCUCUAGUCUAUCCAGCUCUCCUCUCCCGCGUCGCAGAAGCACUCGUGCAACGCAUCUCACUCUCAGUACGAACUAAACACGGUCUAUCGUAUCCAGAUGCGUUUGAUGGCCAGGAGGCCGUUGACAAGAUCUGUUAUAUCAUCAAGACCACGGAUAGAAGUCUUGCGCUUCUAUUGGGACGAGCGCUAGAUGCUCAGAAAUUCUUUCAUGAUGUCACAUAUGAUCAUCGCCUGAGAGACAACCCAAACGAGAUUUAUCAGUUCCGGAGCAACGUCGAUAGUCUCGCUUUGGUCGGCGGUGGCAGAAACAACAAGACUCAUUCGCGUGGAGAUUCCCAGAGUUUGAGUCCGAACAACUCGUUUAGCGGGAGCUCUCAUCGCGCAUCAAUGUCCAAGUCGAGUACUUUGGAAACACAUUCCUCUGCAUCCUCUACAAAUGGAUAUCAUCCUCACGCAGGGACCGAGUCCACCAUCGUCCCUUACUCCAACCAAUCAUUGAAUUCGCAUACGACUCAUGAUCACGACGAUCACGCCAACCAAGGAGACGGCCUUGAUUCACAUGUAGAGGCGUUGGAACUACCGACGGGAGUCUUUACGAUGCUCACCGAAUGUUACUCUGCCACCUGUACACGAGAUCAAGUGUGCUACUCUAUUACUUGUCCUCGACGGAUGGAACAGGUGACAAGGCGACGGAAUCGUCCUGGUAGUGUUGGUGGUUCGUCGACGCCCACAAAGGUCGCGAGGAGAGCGACCAUUGGAAGUCAGCCGCCCGGAAGUAUCCCUGGUACUAGCGGUACAACUAGUCCCGUUGGAAGUGCAAGUGGGCAUGGACAUCCUCAAAGUAGUGGCCUUCCGCGGCUUGUCAAGCCCGGGGAGGGUGAUCCCAUUGGGCUGGACGAUGAGGAUGAUGCUGUGUUGGAAACGGGACAGCUAUGGAUACAUACCGUUCCAAAAGAGGUUGCCGAUACGCUCAGUGAUGCGGAGAAGAAACGUCAAGAGGCUAUCAACGAGGUCAUCUAUACCGAGCGGGACUUUGUGCGGGACAUGGAGUACCUCAGAGACGUCUGGGUCGCGGGCAUCAAAAACUCGGAUGUCAUCCCAGUGGAACGUCGGGACGAAUUCAUUUCACACGUAUUUUGGAACAUUUUGGCUAUUAUCGAAGUCAAUACUCGGCUUCGUGAUGCGUUGACCAAGCGACAAAAGCAAUUCAUGGUUGUUGGCGAGAUUGGAGACAUCUUCAAGGAUAUAGUGCCUUUUUUUGAGCCCUUUGUCGAGUAUGGUGCACAUCAGAUGUACGGCAAGUACGAAUUCGAAAAGGAGAAGAGCAGCAACCCUGCGUUUGCUGCCUGGGUCGAGGAAAUCGAACGCCUACCAGAGUCGAGGAAACUGGAGCUGAAUGGUUACCUCACCAAGCCUACCACUAGGCUCGCUCGAUAUCCACUGCUCCUUGACGCCGUCCUGAAGCAUACUCCCGACAACUCUCCUGACAAGAUCAACAUCCCAGAGGUCAUUCAAAUGGUCCGCAACUUCCUCACACGCGUCAAUCAAAAGACCGGAGAAGCCGAAAAUCGGUUCCAUCUUCACCAACUUCAGCGACAGCUCUCGUUCCGACCGGGAGAGGCUUCGUUGAAUCGACGAGGUGGUGCCGGGGACAAGGAGGAUCUGCAGGUGUUUUUGUUCGACCACGCGUUGCUCAUGGUCAAGCAAAAGUCAAAGCAUGAUCAAUACAAGGUUUAUCGACGGCCAAUUCCCCUCGAAUUCCUUGCCGUAUCUGCGGCGGAUGACCCGAGUCAAGUGGUCACGAUCAGGCCUAGCACGCACGGACGGGGUGGAGGAAGGGGGAUGCUCAUUAGGCCCCAACACGAUCAUACAAAUUCGGCCCAUGGUGGCGGCGGUAAUGGUCAUGGUCAUGGUAGCCCGCUAUCGCUCACGGCAAGAGCAGGUAACAACCCACACGGGUUUCCGAUCACGUUUACGCACCUUGGGUGGAGAGGCUACACGAUCACGCUUUGGGCCAGCACAUUUAUCAGCAAGAAGAAAUGGCUAGAGCAUAUCCAAAAGCAGCAAGAUCUCAUGAAAGAACGUAGCAAUCUCUUUGAGACGGUGCCAUUUGCUCAAGACUUUGCUGGAAGUAACAGAGUCAACUGUGCGGCUCCUUUCAGGGGUGGGCGGAGCAUCGUGUACGGGACCGACGACGGUGUCUAUUUCUUGGACCUUCAGGAUGCCAACAAGCCACCGAUGAAGAUGCUUGCCCUGCUCGAGGUCACCCAAGUCGACGUUAUGGAAAGCUCGCAGCUCUUGAUCGUUCUUUCCGAACGGAGCGUUCUCACUUUCCCGCUCGAGGCGUUGGAAGCACGAGAUCCCACUGCUGGGCUCAAACGAGGGCAAAGAAUUGCGGCACACACUUCGUUCUUCAAGGUCGGGGUUUGCAUAGACAAGUCGAUUGUUUGUGUGGUGAAGACGAGCCCGCUAUCUACGACUGUCAAGACGUUUGAGCCGGUCGAUCAAAGCAUUCGAGGGAAGAGCAAGCCUACGUUCAAGAAGCUGCUUCAAGGAGGUAACGAUACACUCAGAUUGUUCAAGGAAUUCUACAUUCCUGUCGAGUGCCAUUCGCUCACCAUCCUGAGGUCUCGACUCUGCAUAGGCUGCGCCAGAGGAUUCCAGAUUUUGGAUCUCGAAUCCCUUGAUACGCAACCUCUUGUCGAUCCAUCAGACCCCUCUAUGGAGUUUAUCGAGAAGCGGGAGAAUCUCAGACCUCUGGCCAUCUUCAAGGUUGAGAAUGACUUCCUCUUGUGCUACGAGGAAUGGGCCGUUUUUGUUGAUCGACAUGGCUUCAGAGCUCGUGGAGAGUGGAUUGCCAACUGGGAGGGUCGACCUACCGCGUUUGCCUAUCACUAUCCAUACGUGAUGGCUAUCGAACCGUCCUUUAUCGAGAUUUGGGAUGUAAACGCCUGUACAAUUCGCCAGGUUAUCCUUGGGGACAACCUUCGCUGUCUUUUUGCGGAACCUCCUGUUCUCCCUUCUGUCCACGCCAACCCCAAUCAAGUCUAUCCAAACGGACCGUACCCUCCUCGCACGUCGUCUUCAACCCGUGGGCCACCUCAGAUCGGUCAGCAUCCGUACAUGCAUCCAGGGCAUCAACACGAAUUGCCGGGCUCUCACCCAACCCUGACGUACGGUGGACGACCGUCAAUGCACGCCAUGCCCUACCCAGGCCAGCCGGGUGCAUACGCUCAUACGCCGCCACCAGCCCCAGGCUACGAUAUCGGACGACGGCUUACACUCAUUGGAUCUGAUGAUAGUAUGAUGAUCCUACGUCCCGUGGCCCAAUCCAAUGGGGCGGCCCCGCAGCGAGAUUGA
This is a messenger RNA of Serendipita indica DSM 11827, 4920 nucleotides long. NCBI's taxonomy places the organism in Eukaryota, Fungi, Basidiomycota, Agaricomycetes, Sebacinales, Serendipitaceae. The record is from the annotation of a GenBank genome assembly.